Messenger RNA from Planococcus citri (citrus mealybug), 1129 nucleotides. Its product is annotated as proteasome inhibitor PI31 subunit-like. Bases 84 to 926 code for a protein of 280 amino acids. Gene Ontology annotation, molecular function: endopeptidase inhibitor activity; proteasome binding. The record is from RefSeq and is a predicted model, not a curated record. Lineage: Eukaryota; Metazoa; Arthropoda; Insecta; Hemiptera; Pseudococcidae. The transcript is spliced from 5 exons. Gene Ontology annotation, biological process: proteasome-mediated ubiquitin-dependent protein catabolic process.
UCAACAAUGAUGAACAAAAAAGAAAAAUUCUUGAAAAGAGGUUUGAUUUUGAAAGUUUGAAUGAUAUUUUGCGAAUUUUAAUAAUGGCAGACCAAUUUUUCGGCUGGGAAUUACUUUUCAACAACGUUAAAAGUGAUAUUAAGAAGAAAGAAGAUGUGUUGAUGUUACUGAUCCACUAUUCGUUGAUCAAAAAUGGUUUCAAAUGUGUCGGCGUAAAUGACGAUUGGAAAUCUGAAGCAAUUGAAAUAUCAUCGGAAUUACUUCCCAAGGAAUGGAACGCUAAUAAAGAGUACGUUUUCAGAUAUCAGUACAACGAAGAAAAGUAUGUUCUUCAGAGUAACCAUUCCGACAACUCCACGAUCAUCUUCAAUUUAAUGGACACGAAGAAUUUAAAAGUCUCUAAUGUCAUGUUCAACUACGAAAAUUCUGUCGGUGCAUUGGAAGGAAAUAUAUCCGCUGUUUUGCCAUCGCACCUAGAACUAUUCAAUAAACUUCAAAGGGACUUGAUAUCUGGGUUUGUGAGUAACGAGAAAAAAACUGUAGAAACUCAAACAACCUCCACAGAAUCAUCAGAUAAAAAAUCAGACCCAUUAAUUGUCCCCUCAUUAAUACCGCAAGCUAGACCACCUUAUCAGCGUGGUUUCGAAGACUUUCCUUCCUUUGAGCCAAUUGGUAGAAGAGAUUUAGAUCCUUUGGCAGCUGUUGGCCAGCGAAAUCCUCUCGCAGUUGGAGGCGGUAUGCUUUUUGAUCCCUUCCAAGAAAAUAGAAGUCGUUUAUUAGGGGGGCCAAUUCCGGGUCCUGGUGUUCCUAGAGGAUUACCGAGAGGAGCUGCACCUCCCGGAUCGAGAUUUGAUCCUUUUGGUCCUCCUGAUGCGCAUCCGGGACCAGGUCGUUUUCCUCCAGAGUAUGAUGAUAUGUUUUCGUAAAAAUGUGAUCGAUUUCAAGUUCUGAAUGUUUAUUUCAAUUUUUUUAGUAUAAACUAUUUUUAUUAUUGAUUUUAUUUUUUAGUUUGAACACGUUGUAUUUUUUACGGUAGUACCAAAAAAAUUCAUCGAGGCAUUCUGCUCAAUGCCCAUAAAUGUGUUUUCAUUGUCAUUUUUUUAAAGAAUAAAGCUCAAGUUGAAAGGAA